This is a messenger RNA of Penicilliopsis zonata CBS 506.65, 3021 nucleotides long. RefSeq lists its product as hypothetical. The record is from RefSeq and is a predicted model, not a curated record. The transcript has 4 exons. Gene Ontology annotation, molecular function: protein binding. Bases 1 to 2583 code for a protein of 860 amino acids. NCBI's taxonomy places the organism in Eukaryota, Fungi, Ascomycota, Eurotiomycetes, Eurotiales, Aspergillaceae.
AUGGCGUGGCAGUCUCCCUCUGCCAUGGCUGGGGGUGGAGGAGGGUAUGGAGGAGGAGGAGGAGCAGGAGGGGGAGGAGUCGGUGAUGCCGGUAUGAAUGGUGGUCUUCCGCAGGGGACUGAGUAUACAUUGCAAGGGGUCAUGCGCUUCCUCCAGACGGAAUGGCAUCGGCACGAACGGGACCGCAACGCGUGGGAGAUUGAGCGUGCCGAGAUGAAGUCUCGCAUUGGCAGGUUAGAAGGAGACGUUCGGACCAGCAAGCGGAUGCACGAGUCGCUGGGCAAGCAUGUUCGGCUCCUGGAGGCCGCGCUGAAGAAGGAACGGGAGAAAGUGAAGAAGCUGAGCAACAAUGAGAAGCUGGAUGAUUAUCGCGACUCCAAGGAGAUCGCUCGGGAAAGCCUGGAUGCCCUGAAGUCCCAGCGCCCUAAGCCCUAUGCUAAUCUGCUUGACGCCGAGCUCGAUUCUGACAGGAUGAACCAGCAUGAUGUCCGCCAAGAUAUGGAACGCGACAAGUCCCGUGUGUAUCUGUCGAAAUGCUCCCAAGAAGUCGCCUAUCAUGUCAUUCCCGCAUCGCACCCCCCUCCGGACCUGAGUGAUCACGAGCUCUCAAACCAUAUGUACGCAAACCAGCAGCUUUCACAGCAGAGCCUGGAAGAGGCCUAUCUCCAACAGCAGAGGCAGAAACAGCAGCAACAGGCGAACAGUCUGAUGACCCGCGAGCCGGCCUUGCAGAACCACCAGCAGAUGGCUUCUCCCUACUCGGAAGGCACGGGCAUGUUUCGCACACACGACCAGUUUGGUCACCCGGCAUCUUCGAGAGAAGCACUGGAACGCAGAACGAUGGAGUUGCAACAGCAGCAACAACAACAACAACAACAACAACAACAACAAGCUCCUGUCAACGCCGUUGAUACACGGAAAGGAUCCUUUGACCAGCCUCUACUCGAUAACAGAGUCGACUCUGCCAAACUUGCGUAUGACAACUACGGCUCCCAGGUCUCCGUCAAGGAAGACCCUAGACCACAAAACGUUGAAAAUGUGUCGGAAGAUACGGACGGCUGGAAUUUCGAUGAACCGCCCACUCCGGAGUCACAAGCGCAAGCAGACCAGGCCCCGCAUCACCGGCCAGAUACCGACGCCUUCCCCAAUGCCAACUUCACGCGUCCUAAAUCUCCUGCUCGAGGUGGAUCUCUCUCUCACCGACGGAAGAGUUCGGGCUCCAGACGCAAGAGUGACGGGGCUGCGGAUGCGAGAGAUCAUGCCGCAGCGAUGAGCGCAAAACAAGACUCCAGUUUCAAGGUCAAAUUCGCACUUAGAGGUCAUCUGGACGUCGUUCGCUCGGUGAUCUUCACAGGUGGAGGAAGCCCCUCCGAACCCGAGAUCUGUACUUGCAGUGACGACGGCACGAUCAAGCGAUGGAUUAUCCCCGCCACCUACGGUGUAUUUGGUUCCCACACGGCUAGCUCUAGCAAUGAUCUGGACAUCACCAGCUACUUUACCCACCGGGGCCAUGUGGGAGCGGUUACCGCCUUAGCCGCAUGCUCACCGUCGCAGAAUUUCUCUAAUGGUGGCCGUACUCUGGGAGACGGCUGGGUUUUUUCAGGCGGCCAGGAUGCUAGCGUGCGCGUCUGGGAACGAGGCAGAGUUGACCCCAAGGCCACCUUGGAUGGCCACACGGACGCCGUAUGGGGCCUCUGCGUUCUCCCUGGCACUACGGGCUCUGUCUUUGGCGACUCAUGUACUCACUAUGGCGGACCCGAUCGUAUUCUUCUUGCAUCUGGAGCAGCGGACGGCCGAAUCUUGAUCUGGGCUGUCAGCGCGCCUCCCCAGCUGUCCUCACCCCAGGCCGGAAACCGCCGAGCGGGCGGCAGUCGCAGAGCCAACUCCAUCUCCUCCGGAUCGAAUUUCCCUUCCUCCCCGCAGCCAAGCAUGGCCACGACAACUCCAUUCCAUCACACUCUCGUCCAUCACAUUGUGCGCACCGCUUCUCCCUCUCCGACAUGCAUCAGCCCCUUGUCUCUCGCCGGUGUGAACUUUGUCGUCUCCUGCUCUGAUGCCUCUAUCCUUGUCUAUGAUACAAGGACUGGCGAAGAAAUUGUUGGCAUGGCAAGCCUUGAAACAUACGAUGGCACACCGUCGACUGGGGUGAAUUCUGUCGUUGCAACCACCAUUGGAUUCGAUGGAACCGCGAAUCUGGAUCCCAGCCGGACCUUGGCAGACGAAGAAGUUGUUCACGGCGCUACCGGUUCCAGUAAUGUGGAGGGAGUCAUCAUCAGCGGUUAUGAGGACAGAUAUAUUCGUUUCUUCGACGCCAACAGCGGCCAAUGCACGUACACGAUGCUGGCCCACCCGUCCGCUAUCGCCUCGCUUUCGCUCUCUCCCGAUGGGCGUGAGCUGGUUUCUGCCGGUCACGAUGCCAGCCUACGCUUCUGGAACCUUGAAAAACGCAGCUGUACCCAAGAAAUCACUAGCCACAGGCUGAUGCGCGGCGAAGGGGUCUGCGCGGUUGUUUGGAGCCGCGAUGGCCGUUGGGUCGUCAGCGGUGGAGGCGACGGUGUCGUCAAAGUCUUCUCGAGACAAUAACGAUGAGGUUUUACAUCCGAUGUAUGAUGUUUGUUCCGCCGUGAAGCCGGUAGUUCCAUUUUUUUUUUUCUUCUUCUCCUCUUUUCCUUUUGGCUCUAUUUACCUGCGACAUCGUUUGGUUGCAUGGACCGGAUCCAGUUUUCUCAAGAAUACGCAAUAAUGCUUCCUUUUCCUGGCUUGCAUAUGGAUUCCCCCCCUUGUACGAUUUGUGCUCCCGAUCCUUCGACUGCUCCAUUGGAAUGAUGGAGACCUCGUUUUCGCAGACGUGGUCCAAGACCGUGUAUGGCCUUUGAUAUUAUAACCCGUAUUGAUCGGCUUCGGCCGCCUUUUCUCCUUCUUCUCAUUUUAUUUUUCUCUUUUCAUCCCCCUUCUAUUUCUCCCAUUGGGCCUCUCACGGCGCCAGAUGUACGCAGAUGAAUAUAGAGCUUGCAAGGCACU